AUGCCUCUUCACAAGGUUGUUCUUCAGGACGGCAUCACCCAAACAGACAUUGACCGUCUCAAAUCGCUGGUCAAAUCAGCUGGGGGCCAAAUUACAGGCGAGGACAACAAUGAAGUACAAUUUCGAGUUCCUGACACUUUCGACCUGCAUCUCAUCACCAAGAACUUAUUGGUAGAAACCAUGUCGGAUCAUCCUUAG
Messenger RNA from Penicillium daleae, 198 nucleotides. RefSeq lists its product as uncharacterized. Bases 1 to 198 code for a protein of 65 amino acids. The transcript is spliced from 4 exons. The record is from RefSeq and is a predicted model, not a curated record. NCBI's taxonomy places the organism in Eukaryota, Fungi, Ascomycota, Eurotiomycetes, Eurotiales, Aspergillaceae.